AUGCGCGCCACAAACUAUCACACACAACACCACCACCAACUCUCCCUGCAACCCGCCACCAUGGCACCAGAUCUCAACUCCGUCCCCCUCUCCCCCUACCCACCCGAAGCCACCGCCACGCCACCCCCCGCCCCCUCGUCCAGCACCCCCCAGCCAAAUAUCCUCUACAUCAUGGCCGACCAGCUCGCUGCCCCACUCCUCAAGAUGUACAACCCCGCGUCCCAGAUCAAGACCCCGCACCUCGACGCCCUCGCCUCCUCCGCCGUCGUCUUCGACUCCGCCUACUGCCCCUCCCCCCUCUGCGCCCCCUCGCGCAUGAGCAUGGUGACGGGCCAGCUCCCCACAAAGAUCGGCGCCUACGACAACGCCAACAGCAUCGGCCCCGACGUGCCCACCUACGCGCACUACCUGCGCGCGGCGGGCUAUGAGACUGCCUUGGCGGGGAAGAUGCACUUCAUCGGGGAGCAGCUGCACGGCUACGAGAAGCGUCUCACGAGUGACAUAUACCCGGGUGACUAUGGGUGGAUGGUCAACUGGGACGAGCCGGAUCGCAGGCUCGAGUGGUACCACAACGCCAGCUCCAUCCUGCAGGCCGGGCCGUGCGUGCGCAGCAACCAGCUCGAUUACGACGAGGAGGUCAUGUAUAAGAGCUCGCAGUUCCUGUACGACCAUGUGCGUCAGGGCGACCGGGCUAGGCCCUUCUGCUUGACGGUCUCCCUCACCCACCCCCACGACCCCUACACCAUCGAAGAGCAAUACUGGGACCUCUACGAAGACGUCGACAUCCUGCCCCCCACCGUGACCAUCCCCCGCGACGAGCAGGACCCGCAUAGCAAGCGGCUGCUCAAGGUGUGCGAUCUGUGGGAUGCUGAAAUCUCGGAGAAGCAGGUUAAGCGGGCUCGGCGCGCGUAUUAUGGCGCGGUUAGCUAUGUGGAUGAUUGUAUUGGGCGGCUGCUGAAGGUGCUGAAGAAGUGUAAGUUGGAUGAGAAUACUAUUAUCGUCUUCUCGGGGGAUCACGGCGAUAUGCUGGGGGAGAGGGGUUUAUGGUACAAAAUGUCCCUCUUCGAAGCCUCCGUCCGCGUCCCGCUGCUUAUUCACCACCCGGCCUCUUUUGCGCCGAGACAUGUCAGCUCGCAUGUGUCGACGCUGGAUAUCCUGCCUACCCUCGUCGACCUCGUCGGCACGAAACUGUGGGAUACGCUGGACAUCGACGGACAUAGUCUCUACCCCUUCCUCCGCGGCGCAGCAGCCAACACCGCGAAGGAUACCGCGUACGCCGAGUACUGCGGUGAAGGCACCAUAGCGCCGCUGAUGAUGAUCCGUCGCGGGAAAUGGAAAUACGUCACCUGCCCCGUCGACCCGGAGCAGCUCUACGAUCUCUCCGCCGAUCCGCUCGAGCUCGUCAACCUCGCCCUACCCUCCUCCAAGAGCACCGCCUCUUCCACCACCGCCAAUUCCGCCCUAACCAAAUCCACCACCUCCCCCCUCGAAGCCUCCACAGCCCUCUCCGCCUUCCAUGCCGAAGCCAGCGCAAAAUGGGAUUUCCCCACGAUAACCCGCUCAGUGCACCACUCGCAGCGUCAACGCACCCUAGUCUGGUCCGCGCUCACGAAGGGGAAGUUCACGAGCUGGGAUUAUAACCCGAUUGAUGAUGGGAGGGAGAAGUAUAUUCGUUCUCACUUGCCGUUGGAUGAGCUGGAGUUGAGGGCGAGGUAUCCGGCGGUGGAUGAGAGGGGGGUUGUUAGGGGGGGGUGGUGA
Messenger RNA from Pseudogymnoascus destructans, 1758 nucleotides. RefSeq lists its product as uncharacterized. Gene Ontology annotation, molecular function: sulfuric ester hydrolase activity. The transcript has 2 exons. NCBI's taxonomy places the organism in Eukaryota, Fungi, Ascomycota, Leotiomycetes, Thelebolales, Thelebolaceae. The coding region runs from base 1 to 1758 and encodes 585 amino acids. The record is from RefSeq and is a predicted model, not a curated record.